AUGUCCUCCUCAUUCAGCCACCCAACGAUGGUACCUCUGCAGAGGGUCGGCGACACGGUCGCCCAUGGAACCGUAGGACUUGCUACCAAGGCUGACCUUGACGCGGUCAAAGCAAGCAUCGACCAGCUCAAGACUGAGCAACAGGAGAUAAAGUCCUUGCUCAUCCAACUCCUGCAAGGCCGCGCACCCGCGCAUCAUGCUGCACCAGAUCGUGAAACUUCAACGGUCCCUACGUGUGGUCUCAAAGUCAGUGAAGAUUCUGCAACAAAUGAUCCAUCUGAGACGCAGACCGACUUUGUCAAACCUCAAGGAAAUGUGGAAGAUGGGCAUGCAGCGCCCGUAGCCUCCGCGUCCGAAGAGCAAGACGCAUCGCGUUCCCAUCAGCAUGCCAACACUACAUCCGUUACCGAAGUGCCAGUCCAAGCAACAGCUAUCAAUACCGCCCCGACCCCGGCUGUGCUGUCAUCGACGCCAGUAAAACCUAGCGUGUCUACGCUUAACGAAGAGACGGUCUCAGCCCAGGCCGCUGCUCAAGCUGAAGAAGACGCACUGUCGGAUGAGGAGUUGAGGGAACUUCGGCCGCUACGUCAGCAAUCGACACGUCUUCUCUGCAUCAAUGAAGACUUUCGCUUUAAGACUUUAGUCGGCUUGUACUGCGCUCUCAAGUCGAGGAACCCAGCUCAAUCGUCAUCCCGGACCCGCCUCCCUGAGAGCCAGUUGAUCACUAUGGCGCGCCAUGCAGAAUUCGACAUUCUUCGAGGCAUAGAUCGAAGGGUCAUAAGGAGGCAAUUGGCUUCGGUCCCAUCGCUCAUACUCAAUGAGUACUCAACUGGUCGGCAGGAGAUGUGGAGCAAUAUCAAGUAUAGCAGCAACUUCUCCAAGCUGAUCCAUAGACAUCAGCGGUCUGUGCGUGAGGCCUUGAGGCAGAGUAGAAGAGUCACCCGGUCGCAAUCUCCUCAGCAGAUAGGAGCUUUCGUCAAAGUUCCUCGUGGCCGUGCUGGAUACCGCUAUCGAUCCGCGUCAAGGUCUUCGAGCGCUGACCGUGGCGGCAAUGCACCGGUGACAAGUGACAGCGAUUUCUCCUUCCCGAGAGCUCGCACACAAAUCCCCUCCUCGAUGGCACCUGGCACGCUCGUGGCGUAUAGCGACAUGCUUAUGGACGCUGAUUUGGCCCUCCUCAAAGAGCCCACGUCAGCCAAGCCAUAUAAUAUCAAGCUCGCCAACGAUCUUCGCAGCGGCACACUCGUCGAGUUUUACGACAAGCUCGUACAGGCCAACAGCCUGGUAUCCUACCUCAAACACGACGAAGCCCUUCAGCAUGCGCUUGUCGAAGUCUACCAAAGCAUGGGUACAGCGCCGUUCUGGAAAGAUUACCUACCGCUUGAUACCCAGGAGCUCUUCAGACUAACGAAGCAAGUCGAAGAUGAUGUUUUCGGCCGCCUGAUGAUGGAUGUGCGGGGUGGGAAGCUCGAUGUGUCUCACGAAAAUGCGUACAUACGACUAACGGCGAGGUACCGUCCGGGAACCGAUGCCAUGGGCCUCAAAAGUUUUGCAGCUAUGGCUUCGAAAUUUCUCGACCGUAUGGAGACUUAG
Alternaria triticimaculans is the source of this 1593-nucleotide messenger RNA. RefSeq lists its product as uncharacterized. Lineage: Eukaryota; Fungi; Ascomycota; Dothideomycetes; Pleosporales; Pleosporaceae. The record is from RefSeq and is a predicted model, not a curated record. The coding region runs from base 1 to 1593 and encodes 530 amino acids. The transcript is spliced from 3 exons.